CCAGGCAAUGUGCAACCAUAUUAUGAAAGCCUGAUCAUGGCGCUGCAAGCGACCCCAAUCCGAAGCGCUGCGCCUCAUCAGCGCCUCAUCAGCCUCCAGCCUGGUCCUCUCUUUCAUCCCCCCUUGACACUACGACCACCCUCCCAAAAGAAACUGUGCAACGGCUAAACCAAUGACCUACGCUCGCUCCUCACAACCGUGUCUGAUAGCCUCACUGAGUCCCUCACGCGUUCACUCUCUCGAGGACGAUCCUUUUCGUAUAUGGCAUUGUUCCACAACUGAAAACGGCCGUUAUGGCCCGCCCAACACACAAUGAAUAUCACAUCGGAUGGAUAUGCGCCUUGAGCGUGGAGAUGGUGGCAGCGACAGCAAUGCUGGAUGAAGACUAUGGCAUCGUCAAGGGAAAAAGUCGAGAUCAAAACACUUACCAUGCUGGACGUGUACACGAUCACAAUGUCGUUAUUGCUGGUCUCCCUGCAGGCAUUGACGGCCUUGUCGCGGCAGCACACGUGGCAAAAGAUAUGGUCAGGACAUUUGAACAUUUGAAGUUCAUCAUGUUGGUCGGUAUCGGUGGAGGAUUACCGGGCUCGGAGAAGGGCUUCGACAUCAGGCUCGGCGAUGUUGUUGUGGGCAUCCCAAGCGGCACCAGCGGUGGCGUUGUACAUUACGACAAGGGCAAGGCCACACAUGGAGGUGCUUUCGAGCUCAAGGCCGCUCCCAAUACGCCUCCAUAUGUGCUUUUGACUGCCAUCACCGCGAUACGAGCACAACCUUCAGAUCGAGAUCGACCGAUGUUAAAGUACCUUUCCGACAUGAUCCAUCGGUAUCCGUGUUAUGGUAUCCCUAGCGAGCAAAAAGAUCGCCUCUUUGACAGCAGGUACCCUCACCCCGAAGGUCAAAACAAUUGCGAGCAAUGUUUACCUCGCUAUGAAAUCAUUCGUCAAAGUCGAACUACCACCGGCCCCCAGAUCCAUUAUGGCAUCGUGGCUUCUGGAAAUAAGGUGGUGAAAGACCCCCUUUUUCGAGACAACCUCCGGGCAUCUUAUGGUGCGUUAUGUGUGGAGAUGGAAGCUGCUGGCCUUGCGAAUAUUUCCCCGUUCCUGACGGUAAGGGGAAUCUGUGACUACGCUGAUUCUCACAAAAACGACGAAUGGCAUCCGUACGCUGCUGCAACAGCGGCAGCAUGGACAAAAGAACUCCUUCUAUAUGUCACAGCAGAGGAGCUCGACCGCGAACAAACGGUUAAAGGCAUCGCAGGUUCCGAUGAAGGCGAAGUCCAGCCGCUAAGAGAGCAGCUAAAUAGCCAUGAGACGAAUUUUCAGAACACGGAAUAUCAGUCAUGCCAUCGCGCCUUCAAACUGAGUUCGUAUGAAGAGCAGAAGAAUGUCAACCCAUCACGAGCUCCUGACACGUGCCUUUGGGUUCUAAGCAAUCCCAAAUACCGACAAUGGCAGGAGAACAAGGCUGACGAUGUAUUGUGGGUAUCGGCCGAUCCAGGUUGCGGAAAAUCUGUCCUCUCGAAAUCCCUAAUCGAUCACGAAUUACAGACGACAAAGCAAAGAAUAUGUUGUUACUUCUUUUUCAAGGAGAAUCAGAAUCAGGACAAUCUGGCAUCUGCAUUUUGUGCUCUUCUGCACCAGCUAUUCACAAGCCAGCCGCACCUUCUUGCACACGCAAUACCUGCCUGGCGACGAAAUGGUGACCAGUUGACGAAGGAAGUGGAUGAACUAUGGAGGAUAUUCCUCGCGGCCACUGCAGACACCAACUCCCGCGACGUCUUCUGCGUUUUAGACGCCCUUGAUGAAUGUCGGGAUGUUGAUCGGCCACGCCUGAUCGACAAACUCGCUGUCUUCUUCGCAGAUGCACAGACAACAAAACCUCGGACCCACUCACUGAAGAUCCUGGUCACUAGUCGGCCGUAUGAUAGCAUCCAGUUAAACUUCCAGCGCAGCAUGAAUGGAUGUUGUACGUCAGUCCCGAUAAUUCGCCUUCGAGGCGAAAAUGAAAACAAUGCAAUCCGAUCCGAGAUUGACUUGGUCAUUCGCCGCCGAGUUGCUGAGAUGGCAGAAAUUGUACCCUUGUCACUAAACGCGAGUGAGCUGCUGGUUUCAAAGCUAUUGAGAAUGCAAAACCGGACGUAUCUAUGGCUCUCUCUCGUCAUUGAUGGCAUUUACGAAAACCUCAGAGAUAGCUUACAGCAUGAUGAGGACUCGAUUAACUCUAUAAUCGCAACACUCCCCGCGUCGGUGGACGACGCAUACGAGAAGAUUCUCAGCAAAGUGCGGACAAAUCAGCGCGAUAUUGUGCGAACCAUUUUCCAUAUCAUAGUUGGUGCUCAGGAGCCCCUCAGUCUCGGCGAGAUGUCUCUAGCCCUCGGUUACGCGACUUCAAAGGACGUUGACUCUUUGGACUCGGUUUUGGUCGAAAAGAUCCGUCUUCAGAAUCACAUUCGAGAAUGGUGCGGGCUAUUCGUUUUCAUUGAGCGGUCUAAGAUCUACCUUGUCCACCAGACUGCCAAGGAGUUUCUAAUCCGCCAUUCAGAGAUGGAAUGUGGUGUCUGGAAACACUCACUAAGUUCCGCAGACACUGCGAGAACCUGGACGAAGAUAUACCUCCGUGCCAUGUGUUGGCCCCCAGGAGUACUCCACCGAAGCGAAUCAGGAGACCCAGAGGUCAUGGUGGCAGCAAAGAGCUUGAAGCGCUAUGCCAAGAAAUCUUGGUACAUUCAUCUCCGAGACGCAAAGAUGAAUGGAUUUGCUCCCUUGCACGACGAACUCUGCCUUCUGUGGGAUCGACUGACUGCAGGAGCUCCCCUAGAAUUAUAUUGGGAGCUCGGUUAUGCAGCUCAUCGCACUGUUGACCUGGAGACGAUGCUGGAUUUGUUGAUUGAGGUAGUGGCCUAUUUUCCUCCUCGCAGAAACCCCUGCAGAGUGAUACUUUACUGUGCCGCUGCGGGAGGGCGCGCGGAGACUGUAAGAAAGAUACUUGAAAUUGGUGCUGGCUUGAAUUUGCCGGCCCUGGAUGAUUGGGAUAGUGCAGUACAAGUUGCAUCCGAUCGCGGUGAUGAUGAGGUCUUGCGAAUUCUCCUCUCUACUGGCACCAAAUUCAACUGCCGGAGAAAAUGUCUCGACAAUGCACUGCUGGUUGCCGCUCAAUACGGUCGCGAACAGGUCGUACGGACUCUACUCGAUGCCGGUGCGGAUGUUAACUAUCAGGGCGGGUAUUAUGGUAAUGCUCUACAGGCCGCAGCUUUUUCCGGCCACGAACAGGUCGUACGCACUCUACUCCAUACCGGUGCUAACAUCAACCACCAGGGCGGGUAUUAUGGUAAUGCACUACAGGCUGCAAUCAAGGGUUGUCAUGGGCAAGUCGUGCGAAUUCUGCUUGAGGCCGGUGCCGAUGUAUGGGCAGAGGGUCGCUGCAAAAAUGCAUUCGAAGCGGCAUCGAUGCAUCAUGGGAUGAUGGAUUUGAUGCCCCAUCCGAAUCUAUGGCCGGAGCAGGAAAGAUCACUCGUUUUCAGGCUAUGGUUUCUGAAUUACCACCAUGACGAGGCAUUCUGGUUAAGUAUCUCUUCAGACGUGGAUGAGGUCAAACAGAUUAUCAACAGCCAAGGGCCACCUUCCCUGCAAUGGCACACCGACACGCUCGCCUCAUUUAAAUUCGCAAAUUUCCCUCGUCAGUAUAUCCGCCUCGGAUUCCUGCGACGGCUCAAGGAAAAGGAGAGGAGUGCAGAGGCUCGGUCGAUGAUACCAUCUAUUCCGGGUCAGUGGGUAGAUUGAAUCCCCGUUCUGGCUCCGUCAUACUCGGUCCUCAUCGUAAUACAUGGUGUCUGUUAUAUGCCUGUCUAGAUAAUACAAAGAUGGACCAUAGACCGGUAUUUUGCACCCCGCAAAGGCAUUGCAAGCACGUCCAU
Molecule: messenger RNA, 3913 nt
Organism: Cladophialophora immunda
Lineage: Eukaryota; Fungi; Ascomycota; Eurotiomycetes; Chaetothyriales; Herpotrichiellaceae
Exons: 2
Coding region: 294-3779 (1161 amino acids)
Biological process (GO): nucleoside metabolic process
Molecular function (GO): protein binding; catalytic activity
Source: RefSeq, a predicted model, not a curated record